GUAAACUCAACUACUCGAGUGCAAAACAGGACAAUAGUGGCCGAGGUUUGGAAGAGACCGAGCGCCUCGUUUUGGCAGAGCAGAGAUAAUGGCAUGGAGAGGCCAACUUUCUAAGAAUCUGAAAGAGCUUCGGAUUCUUCUAUGUCAAUCUUCUCCUUCAAGUUCAUCUACUAGAACAUUUAUAGAGAAGAAUUACAAGGAUCUGAAGACCCUUAACCCAAAACUUCCAAUUCUGAUCCGUGAAUGCAAUGGAAUCGAGCCUCAGUUAUGGGCAAGAUAUGAUUUUGGUGUUGAGAGGGGCGUUCGGUUGGAGGGUUUAAGUGAGGCGCAGAUCUCGAAGGCCCUAGAAGAGCUUGGGAAAGUGGGUGCAUCACUUAAAGGUUGAUAUCGUUGCUGUUCUUCUGUGUGAAAUGAAAUAAAUUGAUAUUAUGGGAAGAACUAUUGAGUCUGCCCUUUGCGUUGCUAUCUCUCCGUGAUGUGCUUGUUUAAGAUUCUUAUUUGGUAGUUGGACAUUCAGUAUUGUUGUCGUUUAGUUUGAUCACAAUCAUAACAUGGCAUUGGCAUGUUUCCUUCCUAUUGAAUAACCAGGAUUGACAUUUUGUUUUUGGUAUUGAUAA
Molecule: messenger RNA, 617 nt
Organism: Populus nigra (black poplar)
Lineage: Eukaryota; Viridiplantae; Streptophyta; Magnoliopsida; Malpighiales; Salicaceae
Product: NADH dehydrogenase [ubiquinone] 1 alpha subcomplex subunit 2-like
Exons: 3
Coding region: 89-385 (98 amino acids)
Source: RefSeq, a predicted model, not a curated record